This is a messenger RNA of Microbotryum saponariae, 1357 nucleotides long. NCBI's taxonomy places the organism in Eukaryota, Fungi, Basidiomycota, Microbotryomycetes, Microbotryales, Microbotryaceae. The record is from the annotation of a GenBank genome assembly.
AUGGCGCCUCCCACCCCCGCCCUCUCAAAUCUAGUCCACACUCUUUCGGGCCAUAAAGGACCCGUCAAUUCGGCGGUGUACAACUCGGGCGCCUCGUACGUGCUCACCGCUGGCCAGGAUCGCACGAUCAAGUUGUGGAACCCAGUCAAGGGGACACUGGUCAAGACUUAUGCGGGGCAUGGCUAUGAGGUGUUGGGCUUGGAUUGGUGAGCAAUCGUCUCAAGUAUGGGCUGUACCCGCUCAGUCCAUCUCAUCGGAUGCUUUAAUUUUCCCCCACUCCUCGACUCGUUGCGAAACCCGUGCUCCCCCUCUCCUCCCGUGAGAACGACAGCACACAUGACAACUCCCGCUUCGCCUCUUGUGGAGGAGAUCGAAGUGUUUUCGUCUGGGACGUCGCAUCCGGUGAGCUGAUCCGGCGCUUGUCGGGCCAUAUGGCCAAAGUCAAUGCCGUCGCUUUCAAUCAGGAUGCUUCCAUUUUGGCGAGUGGUACGUUACUACAACGCGUUAGCGUGCAUCCCACGCAUCUCAUUAUCUCGGCUUGUCGAAGCUGAAACGCGCGUACGACGUACAGGCUCGUUCGAUUCGACGGUUAGGUUGUGGGACAUCAAGUACGUCGGGUCUCUUGUUGAACUGCUGCUGCUCGAUCGGAGCCGCUCUAAGCUGACACUCGGCCAUCACGACAGGUCGCAGAAUCGGAUACCUCUACAAGUCCUCGAAGACGCGAGAGAUAGCAUCACUUCGAUCUGUAUCCGUAACCACCUCAUCAGCGUCGGAUCCGUCGAUGGUCAUGUCCGAACCUACGACUUGAGGAUGGGCGAACUCCGAGCCGAUUAUUUCGAUCGUAGGUUCCCACAACUGAACAAGUCAUGACGACCUUCCGUUCUUGAUCUGCCCAACUGACGGAGGUACCCCACAGACCCCGUCACCUCCAUCAGCAUCUCGAAUGAUUCGGCCAUGUUGCUCGUCACUUCGCUCGAUUCGACGAUUAGGAACCUCGAUUUGGAUACGGGGGUCAUGUUCACCAAGUAUCAAGGGCACAAGAAUGAAUCCUAUCGAUCGCCGUCGUCGUUUGGGAAAGAUGAACGCACGGUUGUGAUGGGUGACGAGGAAGGGAAGGUUUAUACGUGGGAUGUGGAGACGGUCAGUCCGGUCUCUGUCCGAGUGGGUGGGGAUUUGCACCGCACGCUGAUCUCUGAGGUGACCGGGUCGGCUGAUUGGACAGGGCAAGCAACUCGGCUCGGGCUUCAGAGCGCAUGAAAGAGCGAUCUUGUGGACUGCUCAUCAUCCGAAACAGGAUGAGCUAGUUACAGCCUCGGCGGAUGCGACCGUCAAGAUUUGGGGUGGGAGAAGGGGAUGA